AUGAAGAAAAGAAUUGGCGCACGCGUCAAAAAAAUUCUCUCAUGCUCUGACACAAAUCUGGAUGCCAGAACUCCCAACCUUCCAGUGAAGAUAGAUGUUCGUGAAGAAUAUGCCAAUGCCUUCAGGACAGAAUCGUACAAUAAAUUUUGGACACGAGUUCAAGCACUACCCAAUAGAGACCCUGCCACGCGUACUGUUCUAUCGGUUGAGUCCAACACCAGCGCGGCUCGGCUACCAUCAUAUCGGCUCUUCGUCGAAAAUCUUUUGGAUCCGGAUCAGUCAAUAGUUAUUCGAAUCCUAUCCUGGGUCCAUAUCCGACCCUCAACCCACUCUCUGCUAUCCAAAUAUUUCACCCAAACAGCCAAUGCUUCUCUCCUUUGUGGCUCGUUAUUAAAAGACAUAGACCUUAUCCGGGUCAAAUACCGGUCCCUUAGAGCCACCCUUGAACAAAUACCCAAAUCCGAAUUUCCUGACCCAACAAUUCUAACAAAGCUAACCGAAUUUGCCAACGCUCCAAACCCAUUUGAUCGAUCCGGUUCGACACCAAGCCGGGUUGGAGUCAUGCAAGCCGAUUGCUUCAAAUUGCUGAAGCAGCUAGAGUCAGAGCGUGAGAGGGCUAAAGCCAAGAUAAAUCUAAGAAACAAACUAAAACAUGGCUCAGCUAUGUUUCUUGUGGCUCUAACAGCUUCACUAACCAUAACCAUAGCCACACACGCUCUGGCCUUGCUAGUUGCCACUCCAGGUCUGAUAACAGCGACGUCACUGGGGCUAGGCUCGACAAGGAGGCUAGGUAGGGUUGCAGCUCAGCUGGAUGCAGCUGCAAAAGGGAGUUACAUACUGAGCAGGGACUUGGAAACCAUUAGCAGGCUUGUGAACCGAGUAAAUGAUGAAAUGGAGCACAUGCAUUCGAGCGUGAAGUACUGGGUGGAGAGAGGGGACGGUGGGGGUAAUUGGUUGCAUGGCAUUAAUGGUGAGGCGGUGGUGAGGCAAUUCAACAAGAUCAAUGAAUGUCGUAGCUUUAGCAACCAAGUUGAUGAUCUAGAGGAGCACUUGUAUUUGUGUUUUAUGACCAUCAAUAGAGCUAGAAACCUUGUACUCGAACAGAUUCUGAAUCCACCUCAAUAA
Messenger RNA from Dovyalis caffra, 1125 nucleotides. Lineage: Eukaryota; Viridiplantae; Streptophyta; Magnoliopsida; Malpighiales; Salicaceae. The record is from the annotation of a GenBank genome assembly.